Messenger RNA from Marchantia polymorpha subsp. ruderalis, 2847 nucleotides. The record is from the annotation of a GenBank genome assembly. Lineage: Eukaryota; Viridiplantae; Streptophyta; Marchantiopsida; Marchantiales; Marchantiaceae.
UGGCCUGCGAAGGAAGGCGACGACGUGGAAGGCGCACCUGCCGGAUCCAGCACGAGCACCGCCCGCGCCCUCCUCGCGCCUCUCUCUCUUUCUUUCUCUCGGUGAGUCCCCGCGCCAGACGUUGUCACAGAAUCUGGUAAGGAAUCGGCAGCGGACGAGAUUCCUGCGCGUUCAGGACGAAGCACGAUCUUCUUCUUCUUCUUCUUAUUCAUCUGCUCUUUCUUGUUUCUUCGUCGUGGUGGUGGUGCUGCUGCUGCGUCCAUGUCAGAUUCUUGAAGGAAGGAAGGAAGGGAGGAAGGAGGCACAAAUGCACAUGGUUUCCAGAUGCGAGAACGGAUGAUUUGCGACGCUCGUCCGUCCCCGAGCAGCAGAUGCCCGAGGCGCCUGCCUUGCUCAGUGUGCACUUGCCAUCGUCCGCUGUAGCUGAAGCUGAAGCUGUAGGUGGAUCUUUUUUCUGCAGUCGCCGGCAUAGCCGGAUUCCGCGCGGCGAGGCGGGGAGACGGACAUAGCCGUAUGCUUGAAAUGAAAGUGCGUUGGAUGAGUGUGGGUAUGUAAGCACUCGUGUGCUUACGAGCUGGUGGAGGUCGAGGCCGAGGGGUUGCGGUAUCGUCGGGUGCUGGUGGGGGCGAAGGUCGCAGAUAUGGCGUCGUGCACGGUGUCGAUGAGCUCGACGAGGUAUGGGUUGAGAGCAGGGGCGGUGAAAGUGAGGAGCGGCUCGCCGAAGCACCUGUUGCGUUCCGGCUUCUGUCCGAUUGCGCCGACGCGAGGGGACGAAUUGAGCUCUCGAUGUGGGGAAGUGAAUGGGAAUGGGAGUUUGCUGUCUCCCGGACUGGCGGCUCGGCGUCUGCACAUGGCGGAGACGAGAGUUUGCUCUGUGAGGGCCGCAGGUGGUACUCUGCUCGAGAUGAAGCCCAAAGUCGAGCUGAAGAAACUGAACUAUGAGAUUCCAAUUUUUGAUCCGAGGAAGAGUAAGGCUGUGGAUCUCGUGGUCGUCGGGGGAGGUCCUGCAGGUUUAGCCGUAGCCCAGAGAGUGUCAGGUCAAGGACUGAGCGUUUGCUGCAUCGACCCGGAGCCGAGGAGUGUGUGGCCCAACAAUUAUGGAGUUUGGGUGGACGAAUUCGAGGCAAUGGACCUGCUGGACUGUCUCGACUACACGUGGGGAAGCGCCGUGGUUUACUUGGAUGAUGACGUAAAGAAGUUACUGCAACGUCCUUACGGAAGAGUGAAUCGAACCAGGUUGAAGUCGAAGAUGAUUGAGCAGUGCAUAACGAAUGGGGUGCAGUUUUACCAGUCGAAGGUGAAACACGUUACCCACAGCAAGGACCGAUCUUUUGUGGUCUGCGAUGAUGGAUUCGUGAUUGAGACUGCAGUUGUUUUGGAUGCCACAGGGCACUCCAGACGUCUUGUGCAGUAUGACAAGCCUUUCAAUCCAGGCUAUCAAAUUGCAUACGGUAUAGUUGCCGAGGUUGACUGCCAUCCUUUUGACCUUGACAAAAUGCUGUUCAUGGACUGGAGGGACUCCCAUUUGAACAAAUAUCCUGAACUCAAAGAAAGCAACAAGAAGCUGCCAACUUUCUUGUAUGCCAUGCCAUUUUCUCCGACGAAAAUAUUUUUGGAGGAAACAUCUCUCGUUGCAAGGCCCGGAGUGCCCCUGGAGGUGAUCCAGCAACGGAUGGAGGCACGGUUGAAACAUCUGGGUAUCAAUGUGAAGAGCAUUGAAGAGGACGAAGUGUGUGUCAUCCCAAUGGGAGGAGUGCUCCCUGUGAUUCCUCAAAGGGUCUUGGGGAUCGGAGGAACGGCAGGGAUGGUUCAUCCUUCAACUGGUUACAUGGUGGCGCGAACUCUGGCUGCCGCACCGAUCGUUGCGGACUCUUUGGUGAAAAGGCUUGGUGGCGCAAGCCAUCCCCACAUAUCUUCCAACACUGUCCUGGGGAAGGAAGCAGAGCCAUCUUCUAGUCAGGAUGAGGACAUUCCGACUCCUCCAGAACCCCGGAAAGGACCCUUUGGAGAUGAAGUAGCAGCAGGAGUAUGGGCUGACUUAUGGCCUAUGGAACGACAACAGCAAAGGGAGUUUUUCUGUUUUGGAAUGGACGUACUCCUAAAGCUUGACCUUGUUGGAACGAGGCGAUUCUUUGAUGCAUUUUUCGACCUUGACGAGCAUCAUUGGCAAGGGUUCUUGUCUUCUAGAUUGUACUUCUGGGAGCUUAUUGGGUUUGGAUUUUCGCUCUUCACGCAUGCGACCAACACUGCAAAGGCCGAGAUUGUGGUCAAGGGAACUCCAGCUCUUUUGAACAUGAUCAAGAACUUAACAUUGAUGAAGCGGCAAUAACAACCUAAACUGUUCGCUUCUUCUUGUAAUCUAACGAAAUUUCAAAUUGGGUUGAGAGGUGAUAUGCCUCGCGUUACACGGGCAAGAAUUGUAAUUUAGCAGGUUGUAUUUGUAAUUAACUGUUACAUUAGUUUACGUGGAGAUUUUAGCAAGAGAGGUGAAGCCUUGUCCGUUAGGCAUCAUCCUUCAGCAAGCCAUUCGCUCGCUUCAUCAGGAGAAGGUUUUAGCAGGGAGCCUAGAGAUCUCAUGGUCACAACACCUGUGCAAGUCUGCCGGUUAGCAGGCUUCCAACUCAUGUUAUCAGUACCGCGAAGGCGGUUGUUUUGCCCCUAGCUGAAUAAGGCUUCUUGGCAUCUUCUUUUAGUAUCACCAUCCAUGAUUGAAGCUCACUGAGCCAGGUUGAAGUUUUCGCAGCAUUAUCUUAUUGAAAAGGCUUACAUGUUCGAGCGCAGUUUCCUUGGUUGUCAUAUCGUGAAACUUUUUCCCCAAAUAAGAUAGAGGAUGUCUUUGAAUUACCC